CAUUAGCUACAAGAAGCAUACGGGUCCUUCGGAGCACUGUCUGGCGACCCGUCGCCAUUAGUGCAGUUUGAUUUCGACCGAUAUUUUUUUUUGCCUAAUAUUUUAAGCGUUGCGUUUGGGGACUUGUAUUAAGUGCCCUACGCCUUUUAGGAGGCAUACAGCGUUGAUCUAGUGAGGAAGGAGCGCGUUUUUAGGGGUCUUGGCCCCGCGUGGCGAGCUUUCGUCCUCCUCUCUAAAAUCCAAUCUAAGUUGAGACGCCGAUAUCGUGUCUCUUAUUUUUUCUCGGUUUGUUUUGUUGCAAAGAUGUCGCCGUGAUGGGGUCUCCGUGUUUGACAGAAAUGAUUCAGGGCCGUUGCCGCCUGACUCGCACGCACUGCAGCUCAUUUUCUUUGGUUUUUCUGUUUGAUGCUCGAGAGCUCAGCGGCUCUCAGCUCGGAGCUUGGCCUCUGCUUUGCCCACUGCACGGAGACAAAUAUGGAGAAAAAUCCCAACAACAACACCAGCAGCAAGGUUCCGCCCCGUUCCAGCUCUACAGGCCCGACAGCGGGCGACUCUAAACCCAAAGCAGAAAGUAAAAAUAAUGGAGGCUCAAAGCGGUAUAACCGCAAGCGGGAGCCUUCUUUCCCCAAAGUGGACAGCUUCCCUGGUCCACGACACACCAAUUCACAGAAAGGCAAAAGUUUUGACAAGAGACCCCCUCAGAGAGGUGGAGGGCGCCAGUAUGGAAUUACAGGUGGAGGACGACGUGAGGAGGUAGCAGAGACGCGCCGGGCCGAGUUUAGCCCGGCUCAGUUUGCUGGACCUAAGAAAAUUAGUUUAAACCACCUGCUGAACUUCACGUUUGAGCCUCGUGGUGGUGGUGGUGGUGGUGGUGACAUAGGCCCCUCCUGUUGGGGGCGCCGCAAUAAAUGGGGCCACAAGCACAAGCCCUUUAACAAGGAACUUUUCCUGCAGGCCAAUUGCCAGUUUGUAGUUGCUGAUGACCAGGACUACAAGGCACACUUCGCUGAUCCAGACACUCUGGUUAAUUGGGACUGUGUACAGCAAGUGCGCAUUUACAGUCAUGAGGUGCCAUCUUGCCCCAUAUGUCUCUAUCCUCCGGUGGCAGCUCACAUAACUCGUUGUGGGCACAUUUUCUGCUGGCCUUGUAUGCUGCACUACCUUUCUCUUAGUGACAAGAGUUGGUCAAAGUGCCCAAUCUGCUAUGAGGCAGUCCACACUGGUGAUUUGAAAAGUGUUGUUGCAAUGGAAACCAGACAGUAUAUGGUUGGUGAUGUCAUUACUAUGCGCCUGAUGCGGAGAGAGAAGGGAGCACUGGUAGCGCUGCCCAGCUCACAGUGGGUGAAGGUGGAGGAGCCUGUUCGUUAUGGAGAUUCAUCUCUCAGCCCGUACUCCAAGCUGCUGCUUAUCUCUCCUGAGCAGGCCUUGGAAAUGGUGGGUGAGGAAAAGGCUGCGCUGCACUCUCAGCUAAGCAAAGAAGAGGACUCUCAGGGCUGUUUUAUCCAGAGUGCUCUUUGUCUUUUAAAGGAACGGGAAGAAGGAUUGUUGCAGCAGCAGAAAUCAAAUGCAGGGGACAGUUUUGAUUUGUCCUCUCUGACUGUUGAAGAACCACCUCCUCCAAUUGAAGAAGUGAUUAAGAAUAGCAACAGCACUAAGCCAGUGCUGCAAUACGCUUCAGCAUUUGACGAUGAAGUGUUGGAGCUGCCAGAGGAUGGUUCUCAGCAGCCACAGCUCCCUGAAGGGGUAUUGGAGAGUGUUCUGGAGGACGUCCCAGAGGAGAUCCUAGAGGCUGCAGCAGAGACUGAGCUUGAACUGCCUGAGGACUUCACAGAUGAUCCUCCACUGUGGCAGCAAGACACAAGCCGCCCCCCAAAUAAUGUGGUGCAUGGACCCUACUACUAUUUCUAUCAAGCUGACGACUGCCAGCAGAUGUUCUUGCAUCCAGUGAAUGUACGUUGCCUGCUGCGUGAAUAUGGGAGUCUGGAAGCCAGCCCUGAUACAAUCACUGCUAAAGUGGUAGAGAUAGUAGGACACUCAGUCACUGAGGAUAUCCGUCGCAGACAUCGUUAUCUGGCCCAUCUGCCGCUCACGUGUGAGUUCAGUAUCUGUGAAUUGGCUUUGCAGCCACCGAUAAUCUCCAAAGAGACUUUGGACACUUUUGCAGAUGACUUGGAGAAAAGAAAACGUCUGAGACAAAAGAAGGCGAGGGAUGAGAAGCGCCGUGAGAAACGCAUUGAAAUUGAGGAGAAUAAAAAGCAGGGGAAAUACCCAGAAGUUCAUAUUGGACUUGAAAACCCACAUCAUUUCCCAGCUUUUGGGUCUCCUCCAUACAACAGCAGCCCCCCAGUCCAACCUGACUUCACCUUUGCUCCUCCUUCACCCCUCAGCAGCAGUCCUCCUGCUGAUGGGAUGAUAUUUCCAAGUCUGAAUGCUCAAAGCCCCUGUGCAACUGGUGUAGGAAGUGUGGAGGAAGACAGUCACUGCAUGUCCUUUGCACAGAUGCUUAGAGACGGAAAGGCCAGAGUUGAUUCUGGACACAGGAUCUCUUCAAAGAAAGGUGCGCUGUUGGCACCACCUGCUGCAGAUAGUGAUGGAGAGAGUGACAACUCUGACCGUGUCCCAGUGCCCAGUUUUCAAAACUCUUUCAGUCAGGCUUUUGAGAAGGCACUUCUGGAGCUAGACUCUGUUCCAGUUUCUUCUCCACAACCUGCGGUUGGACAAGAAGAGACAGGAGGCAAGAAGAAAAAGAGAAAACAGAAGCUUCUUUUCAGCACAUCAAUGGUCCACACAAAGUAGACAGUUAAUUUACUUAAGUUGCAAAUCUUUUCACUGCCUUUUGUUCAUGCAGCCCUUUUCAACUCUAAGCUAUGGAAGCAGGGUUUGUGUAGGUAAUGCUUCAGCCAGUUUGUUGGCCAAUGUAUCUUUAAAUGUCAUGCCAGGAAUUUAUUUUCUGCAAGAAAACCCAAGCUUUGCAGCAGUUGGGUGUACCUCAGUCUGUUCAGUAAUAUAUUGCCCAUUAGCGAAAUGAAGCCAGUGCACACACAGUCCUCUCAAGAGACUGAAACCAGAGUUGCAUGGUUUUGAGAUGGUUAGUGUUGCUGCAUUUUUUUUGAAGCCCCAAGUGUAACAGACGGAUUAUCAAAGGGUGUCUUUAUGUUUGUAGCAGUCAGCCAACUGCAAUAUACUACGCCCCUUUGAAAAUUUACCAGUGAUGCUUGGUGAUUUCAAAGUGCAACUCUGUGAACUGACUGCCUUCAGUGUUAUUAUUAGGGUAAAAUUUGACCAAGAAGAUUCUGCUUAAAAUUAAAACAAAUUAGUAGAAAAUUCUAAUUAGCCCACACUGCAUAGACAGGCUUUAAAGACAGUAUUAAGUAGGUCUCGGCAGGACUAGCUAAUCAACAAACAUGCACUUUUCUCAUUCAAUCUCUGAUUCACUAGGAGGUUAAAUAACUUAACCAUUACUCCUGUGUGUCAGUUUCUAACUGGGAUGUUGGAUUAACGCUGACAGAUAAAUGAUUGUGGAAAAAAUAGGGUUGAUUUUAUUUUGGUUGAAGCUUCUGAAUUGCAUUUAUUUUUGAUCAAAUGUAUGGACUGUGUACAUUCUAGUCUGUUGAAAUAAACUUUUAUGCAUUUAUUUGUUUUUAAAUGCAUAUUCAGCUAUUCCUA
This is a messenger RNA of Boleophthalmus pectinirostris (great blue-spotted mudskipper), 3666 nucleotides long. It is a transcript of the gene rnf10, whose product is annotated as ring finger protein 10. Lineage: Eukaryota; Metazoa; Chordata; Actinopteri; Gobiiformes; Gobiidae. Gene Ontology annotation, molecular function: transcription cis-regulatory region binding; metal ion binding. The transcript has 17 exons. Gene Ontology annotation, biological process: positive regulation of myelination; positive regulation of transcription by RNA polymerase II. The record is from RefSeq and is a predicted model, not a curated record. Bases 406 to 2796 code for a protein of 796 amino acids.